CGUAUAUUUUAUCUGUGCAUUGCGUUUUUGGUGACAAGUGAAAUCGGUGAAAUCAUUUUGAUAAAUACGUGAUUAAUUUCCAAAGAUGUCUUUCUUUGGUGUAGGAAAUCCCUUUUCUACGCCGGUAGGGCAAAAAAUAGAACAAGCUACAGAUGGAUCCUUACCGUCGGAAAACUGGGCCCUUAAUAUGGAAAUCUGUGAUAUUGUGAACAGUAGCACAGAUGGGCCUAAGGAUGCCAUAAAGGCUAUAAGAAAGAGGUUGACACAGAGUGCUGGGAAGAACUACACAAUUGUGAUGCACACUCUGACUGUGCUUGAGACCUGUGUAAAGAACUGUGGCAAGUCUUUCCAUGUCCAGGCUUGCAACAAGGAGUUUAUAUCUGAAUUGGUUAAACUCAUUGGCCCCAAGAAUGACCCUCCAACAGUGGUGCAAGAGAAGGUGCUCAGUCUAAUCCAGUGUUGGGCAGAUGCUUUCCAGAACCAGCCUGAUUUACAGGGCGUCGUACAAGUUUACACUGAAUUGAGGACUAAAGGGGUGGAGUUUCCAAUGACAGAUUUAGACGCGAUGGCUCCCAUAUUCACACCGCAAAGGAGUGUCCCGGACAGUGGUGAACCAAUGAUUGGGUCGCCCCAACGCUCAGCUAUGCCGCAAACCUCGCCCAGCCGACCCACGCAGGAACAAAUAUCUGGAACCGUGACCCUAUCAGAGAGCCAGACGAACAAGUUGCGCGCCGACCUGGCGGUGGUGGAGGGCAACAUGAACGUCAUGAACGACAUGUUGAACGAGCUCACCACGCAGCCACACACCGCGCACCACGACUCCGACAUCGAACUGCUUAAUGAGUUGGCAGACACACUCCGCGCUAUGCAGACUCGCGUGGCGGAGCUGAUCGGGCGACUGGCGGGCGAGUCCGCGCUCACCGGGGAACUACUGCACGCCAACGACAGACUCAACAACCUACUACUGCGGCACGGACGGUUCGUUAACAACAGGAAUGCCGCUACCGGCGGUGCUACGCCAUCUGCCAUUCUAGGCGCUGCCAUGGGAGUACCUGGAUCAAAUGCUCCAACAUCACCAAAGAAACCUGAUGACGACGCUCUAAUUGAUCUCAGCGAUGAUGUACCUGAUAUUGCCAAAUUGAGUGUCCGUGACUCUCAGCCAGACAAGUCCCCGGGCAGCUCUAAGGACGAGUUCGAUAUGUUUGCGCAGUCACGGAACCUUACGUACGAGAACUCCAAGACUGGAGGCAGUAGUUACGCAGAUAACUUGGAGGAGCAGUCCUCGGCCGGACUGGCCUCCAUCGCCAGUCAACGAGCCACGCAGGGACAGCCACUUCCGUCGGGCAUGGAUGAAAGGGAGAUCGAUGAAAUAGCGGCAUGGUUAGCUCAAGAGAAGGCUGCGUCAGAAGCAGCAGGUGGGCAAGAGAGCGUCACGAGCAGUGACUUCGACAAGUUCCUGGCCGAGCGCGCCGCCGCGGCCGACAGUCUCCCGCCGGCCAGCCAGGCGGCCCCCCCCGCCCCCCCCGCCAGUGGCAAUGCCAGCGCCCCGCCCGCCAUGCCAGCCGCACUAACCCCCCGCCACCGCCAAAUCAACAAGGAUGACCACGACUCCAUGUUCGCGCUCUGAUCCUCUCCCAACAACUCAGGUUUAUCGUCAUGUCUACAACCUUAGCUUACCUAUACAUCUUCUGAAACUGAUCUAUUUGAUCUCGUACCAUAUUAUUAUUCCUUGAUUUUUUUAAAGCUGAUAUUGAUGAUGAAACGUGAUUGUUUGGUUGGUUAGUUAGUCGAAUAACCGACCAAUUGCAUCACUCUUUGAUCCGCCGUUCGACGUUGCGCGCGCUUUUGCUAUGUAUAUUGAUCCUAUUUUUCUCUUGUUAUUUCUGUUUAUGGCUUUUAUUUUUUCUUUGUUAAGACUUGGUUUUCCAUAAGGUGUAUUCAUUUUAUUUUCUUAUUGCUUUGAUUUAUACUGAAAAAGAGUUCGCAACGUCGUAAUAUUUUGGUUCUGAUCUGUAGCCAAUCGCAAUCCGCAGUGUAAAAAAUUAGUAACAUGUAUUACUUGAAGAGUGAAAUAAACAAAAGGCUUUAAAAAAAAAAUAAAAACGGUAAUACAUGCGUUUACCAGUACUGUACGCUUUGCACACGAAUGCAUUGAAUAAAAUGGUCAGAAUGACUUCUAUACAUACAGCCAGAUAUUCUAAAUUGUAUUGUAAUUUGUACACUCAAUAUAUUUAUAGUAUUGUGUAAGGUUGCGAUUAAUAUAUUCUCGACGCAUCACUAGUUCGAAGUUUUCAACACUAGUAGUGCGCGAUAGUUUCUCACGUUACUAUGUAUUUGUGGCGAUAAAUCUGUAUACUUAGGUAUUAGUAUUUCUCGCUCGCCUGUCGACAUUAGUUGACAUUUAAAGUUGUUAUUUUUGCAUCGAAAUGUAUUUAUACACCGCAAUAAUUUCUCGUAAUAUUGUCAAUAAGUCACGUGUAUUCGAUAUGCCGUUUGGUGCCUGGCUUUUAUAGUUAUAAUUGAAAUAUUUUAAGCUGACUAACCGACCUCGUAAACUUACUAAUGUUUCAAAAAAUCUUAAUAUAUUUCUUGUUAUUCGGCGUUUUACUAACUUCUAAAGUAUUGUAGGAACAUCUUUUUCAACUUAAAAUACUUCAAUGAAAAUAAACGAUUUUGUAACAGCGUGGUAUUAAAAAGUAUAUAAAACUAUUAAGUACAUAACCGCGGCCGCGUCAUUGACUAUGUAUUACACUAGAGUAAGGUAACAUUAGGUAGAUUUCUUUAAUAUAUGAACGUAUGUAGACUUCACUAGACCACGGGAGCAUUUAAUACAAGACCACUGGCGUUCGACAUUAUUGAUGGAUUUCUAUUAUGUAAUUAUUUAUUACGAUUUCAAUGUAUUGGGAUGAUCGUCGAAGGGUCGAGAUUGUGAUAUAUAAUAUUGUUUGAUAUAAUAGUAUAUCGUGGUUUUAUUUACUAGAUUUAGAGAUUACUAAGAGUAAAUCAAGAUGUAUUUGUAUAUUUAAUUUAGUACCUGUCGUACAGCAUUUUGAUUUGUUUUCGUUGUUUGAUGAAAUUGGAAGGAGUAGAAUACGAAUCGAUUUACAGAAACCAAGUAUUUAUUGUUUUACUGUUUAUGUUUAAUUACUGAAAUGAAUUUCGCACAGGUAAAUUAAAGGUGAAGGUUUUAAGCCUUGUCUAAAUACAAUCAUGCACCUAUGAACUUGAAUUCAAUUCUUGGUCCUUAUUAACUUACGUUUGCCAAUCUUGUGUCUUCAUAUACAUACCGGUACCUACAAUACGAUGUUGUGGAAAAUAACUACUACUAAGAACGUUAUUGGGCCUAAAAGAUCGCAAGAAACACGAGGCAUUUAUAAGCGCGAGGAUUUCUUUCAGGUGCAUCUAUUGUGCUAGUAUCUUAUAGAAAAAAUGGUUGUACUAUACACCUGUAAUGUAAAAAUUUGCAUAACUAUUCACUUUGACACUAGUCUCGAGUUCAGAUAUUAUAAAACCAUAUUGUUGUUUCUUUUAUUAUAAAUAUCUUUUUAAAACCAUAGAAUAUUUUACUGAAUGAACAAAAGUUACCCCAGAAAUUAACCUGUAUGUACCAAAGUGCUACCCGUUCACUAAUGAUAUAAUACAUAUAUAAAUACAAUGCCAUUCCACAUUUGUCUCAAUUAAAUGUUCUUUUGGUGUUAAUGUGAUAAUUUAAAAGAACAAGCUUAAUGUUAAUUAUUUAAAAAGAGUUAUUUUAUGUUGUAAUCGUUGUAUUUAAGAUAAUAAAAAUAAUU
Molecule: messenger RNA, 3791 nt
Organism: Spodoptera litura
Lineage: Eukaryota; Metazoa; Arthropoda; Insecta; Lepidoptera; Noctuidae
Product: target of Myb1 membrane trafficking protein
Biological process (GO): signal transduction
Cellular component (GO): membrane; endosome
Molecular function (GO): clathrin binding; phosphatidylinositol binding; ubiquitin binding
Source: RefSeq, a predicted model, not a curated record